This is a messenger RNA of Ylistrum balloti, 2445 nucleotides long. Its product is annotated as torsin-1B-like. The record is from RefSeq and is a predicted model, not a curated record. Gene Ontology annotation, molecular function: ATP hydrolysis activity; ATP binding. The transcript has a single exon. Lineage: Eukaryota; Metazoa; Mollusca; Bivalvia; Pectinida; Pectinidae. The coding region runs from base 1 to 1392 and encodes 463 amino acids.
AUGGAUGAAGAAGAGCCUAUGGAUAUUUCUGGGGAAUCUUUCUCUCUGGGAAGUCCAACAAGAUUACAGAGAAAUUCUGCCAGUAGGAUCCUUCCACGUCGACAGUCCUUUCCCUUAAAACAGCAUUCCAGAUCCGAAGAUCGUCAGUUCUCAACAAACAGGACUCCCAAACGUAUAUCAUUGUCAUCCUUGCAGUCAAAAUCAAGGUUAGAUGGCACAAAGGGAUAUUCCGUUAGUGCAGCUCAACAUUUCCAUCCCAGUUCUAGAGACCUGCCACCUUCAUUGAGUGAACAAAUCCGUACCCAUUCAACGCCAAUCAGGAGUUUGAGCGAUCGGUAUGAACGAUCAUCAAAAGUAACACAUCGACAUCACAAACACCAGUCCUCUUGUGUGGAGGAGGAAGACGAGGAUCAGUAUAGAAGUCGCAAAAGCCACCGCAGAAACAUCGAAAGGAAACGUUCAGAACCAUAUAUCAGUAUCAAACAAAAGUUGUCGUUCAUGGCAUUUCUAGUUGUGUUGUUUAUCAUCAUCAAUAUCGUUUACAGAGCAAGACCGGGGCAGUGUAAAGUAACAGUUGACAUCCCAAAGCUAAAGGAACAUCUAAAGAAGAAUGUGUUUGGUCAGCACAUAGCCUCAGGGUUAGUGAUGUCACUGGCGAAGAACCUGUCAAUACACUUCCGUAAGUCAUUGAACAACUCCCAGACGGUUGUGUCAUUUCAUGGCUGGUCAGGUAUAGGGAAAAACCACAUGGCUAAUAUACUAAAACAAACGUUUAAACCAGUGAAGGUUAAAACUUUCCUGGUACCAUUACACUUUCCUCAUCAGUCUCAGGACCAGGAUUACAAGGCACUGAUCCCACUAUGGAUAAAAACCAAUAUAUCCUUAUGUAGCAUGAGUGUGUUUAUUUUCGAUGAGAUGGACAAAGCUACUGACGGUGUAAUUCAGGGACUCCGUACGGCAUUGACAGAUAUCAAGAAUUCCAAUAUAACAACAAGGGUUUGGACUUUGUUCAUUCUAUUGAGUAAUAGCAGAGGUUCUGAUAUCAACAACUAUUUAUUCUCACAGCUAGGGAACGGCCAUGAAAGGGAAAAUCUAACACAUGAAGAGUUCAUCCCUACCCUCACCAACAGUGCUGAAGGGAGCUGGUAUACAUCUCUCCUCGAAGACGGACUCAUCACACACACAGUACCAUUUCUGCCUCUCACUCGGGCACAUGUAAAAAGCUGUAUCAUCCGGGACUUAUACCUGAAAAAUAUGGUUCCCAACAAGGAAACAAUAGAUAAUAUUCUGAAGGAGCUUCCGUUUAACCAACCAUGGAAGGACAGUGACCUUUACUCAACAACAGGCUGUAAAAGGGUAUCUUCUAAAGUCGACCUACACAUGGACGACUGACAACAGGCUGUUAUUUGACCUACACAUGGACGACUGACAGCAGACUGUUAUUUGACCUACACAUGGACGACUGAUGACUGACAACAGACUGUUAUUUGACCUACACAUGGACGACUGACAACAGACUGUUAUUUGACCUACACAUGGACGACUGAUGACUGACAACAGGCUGUUAUUUGACCUACACAUGGACGACUGAUGACUGACAACAGACUGUUAUUUGACCUACACAUGGACGACUGACAACAGACUGUUAUUUGACCUACACAUGGACAACUGACAACAGGCUGUUAUUUGACCUACACAUGGACAACUGACAACAGGCUGUUAUUUGACCUACACAUGGACUGACAACAGGCUGUUAUUUGACCUACACAUGGACGACUGACAACAGACUGUUAUUUGACCUACACAUGGACGACUGACAACAGACUGUUAUUUGACCUACACAUGGACGACUGACAACAGGCUGUUAUUUGACCUACACAUGGACGACUGAUGACUGACAACAGACUGUUAUUUGACCUACACAUGGACGACUGACAACAGACUGUUAUUUGACCUACACAUGGACGACUGACAACAGACUGUUAUUUGACCUACACAUGGACGACUGACAACAGGCUGUUAUUUGACCUACACAUGGACGACUGACAACAGACUGUUAUUUGACCUACACAUGGACGACUGACAACAGACUGUUAUUUGACCUACACAUGGACGACUGACAACAGACUGUUAUUUGACCUACACAUGGACGACUGACAACAGGCUGUUAUUUGACCUACACAUGGACGACUGAUGACUGACAACAGGCUGUUAUUUGACCUACACAUGGACGACUGAUGACUGACAACAGACUGUUAUUUGACCUACACAUGGACGACUGACAACAGGCUGUUAUUUGACCUACACAUGGACGACUGACAACAGACUGUUAUUUGACCUACACAUGGACGACUGACAACAGACCGUUAUUUGACCUACACAUUAACAACUGACAACAGACUGUUAUUUGAUUGACAGGUCUAGUGCUUUGACAAACUGAACAGU